Molecule: messenger RNA, 2270 nt
Organism: Caenorhabditis elegans
Lineage: Eukaryota; Metazoa; Nematoda; Chromadorea; Rhabditida; Rhabditidae
Gene: cdc-48.3
Product: ATPase family protein 2 homolog
Exons: 5
Coding region: 1-2175 (724 amino acids)
Cellular component (GO): cytoplasm
Molecular function (GO): ATP binding; ATP hydrolysis activity
Source: RefSeq, marked reviewed
AUGUCAAGUGCAAAGAAAAAACCAAGUCUCGUGACAUGCCCCCAGUGUAAUGCUGUUGUUCUUACCAAAGAUUCUUUAAGACAUCAAGACUUCUGUGGAAAGCCCGUCGUAGAAUCUGAAAUUGCGUGCGCUCAAAACGGAACGCUACGUGGAUUUAAUGUGGCAGUGGACAAAGCAGAAGGUUUUUUACCCCCAGACGCUGUUGGAUGGGAAAAGGAACACUCAAUUCUAAUCAAUCAACAAACAAUGGAAAGUCUAGGUCUACUUGCUCGGCAACCAGUUCGAAUUAUUCAUUCUUCUGAUUCUUUUAUUGGAAUAGUAUGGCCUUGCAAAGAAGUUGCACUUCUCAAAGUAUCCAUAAUAUCUUCUAGAAUUGCACGGGAACGAAUGAUCACAUUGGAGUCUUGUGGAAGAGUUGAAAAACUCAAAAGUCUGAGUGUCACAGUCAAGACAUCCUUGACUUUAAAUCCGGCUCUCAGUGGAUUCUUAGAAGCAUAUCUCAGUCACUCGUAUCUGCAAUACAAUUCCAGUGUUGAUCUGAAAUAUUUGGGUCAAAAUGUUACAGUAACCCCAGAAGAACCAAUCGAGAGCAAGAUGAGCGCCAUGGGAAUAGAUGACGACAAGAAAAGAAAUUCGAAAGUAGUAUCUACAGCUGUUGGCUACAAAAUUCAAAUUUUGAAUGCUUCUGCAGAAGGAUCGACUUCAGAUGUUCUUCAAACUCUUCCAACUGACUUAUCAAAUAUUGGUGGAUGUUUCACCGCCAAACAAGUUCUCGAAGAUUAUGUUAUCAGUCCAGUUCGUCAAAAAGAGUCACCGUGUUCAGUUUUGAUCUGGGGACUUCCUGGAAGUGGAAAGACACUUCUUUUGAAAGAAGUUGCGUUAGUUCUUUCUGGAUCAACAACCUACAUUGGUAGCUGUGAAGAAUUGAUGGAAUUGAAUGGAGUAACAACUGGAAACAUUGUAAUUGUAGAUGUUAAUGAACUAGAAAAAGAAAAUACGAAAGCAAAUCGAGCAUUGAGCUUUUUGUUGGGCGACGAAAAGAAAUGCGUGAUUCUUUGUGUUCGAUCUUCCGAAACUCUUGACAUUGGAUUCCGUGUGAGAUUCCCGAUUGAAGCAGAAAUCACUGUUCCAACACAAGACGAGAGACUCGACAUUCUUUCGAAAAUUGGCAACAUCUACAAUUUCCCAUUGGAACUUCAUCUUGAUGUUGCUCGGCACACUCAUGGAUUCACUGGCGGAGAUUUAUGCUCAUUACUGAAAGCGGCGAAAUUUGCAAGAGGAAGAACACAUUUGGAACGAGUAAAUGACGCAAGAAAACGAAUCAGACCAACUGGAAUUCGUCAAUUUAUUCUAGAAGUACCUAAUGUUUCUUGGAAUGAUAUUGGAGGAAAUGAAGAAUUAAAGUUAGAAAUUCAACAAGCUGUUAUUUGGCCUCAAAAACAUCCAGAAGCUUUUGAAAGAUUUGGAAUUGAUCCACCAGCUGGAAUUCUUCUUUACGGACCACCCGGAUGUAGUAAAACUUUAAUAGCACGUGCACUGGCUAGUGAAGCAAAAAUGAAUUUCCUCGCUGUCAAGGGACCGGAGCUUUUCAGUAAAUGGGUUGGAGACUCUGAAAAAGCAAUUCGAGAUUUAUUUUCAAGAGCAAGACAAGUUGCUCCAACUAUUGUAUUCUUUGAUGAAAUCGAUGCAGUUGGUUCUUCAAGAGGUUCGGAAAAAAGUUCUGGAGUUUCGGAUCGAGUUUUGGCACAAUUGCUCACUGAGUUAGAUGGUUUGGAAAAGUCAAGUAGAGUUAUAUUAUUGGCGGCAACUAAUCGGCCUGAUCAAUUGGAUAGUGCACUUUUAAGACCUGGUCGCCUGGAUCGUGCUAUUUAUGUCGGAUUACCAUGUGAAGUGACACGAAGAGCCAUUCUCGAAAUGCGAACUAAAAAAAUGAAAUUCGAUGAUACAGUUAGAACAAUUGAUAAACUAGUGGAAAAAACAUCAGGAUAUUCCGGUGCAGAACUUGUUGCUGUCUGUAGAACUGCUGCAAUGUUUGCAAUGCGUGAAAGCAUUGAUGCUACAAUCGUGCAAUGGACGCAUUUUGAACAAGCUCUUGCCGCAGUUGUUUCCCGAACUGAAGCGUAUCUUCUUGAAAUUUAUGACGAUUUUAAAGCAGGUCGAGCUUCGAACGCAUGAAAAUAACUGUUUACCUGAUUGUUAUUGUUAAAUUGAUUUGUUCUUGAAUUUUGAAUUUCUUUGAUUGUUGAAAAAUGAAACAAAUUUUAUUUUUG